Pezoporus flaviventris is the source of this 1917-nucleotide messenger RNA. It is a transcript of the gene FA2H, whose product is annotated as fatty acid 2-hydroxylase. Lineage: Eukaryota; Metazoa; Chordata; Aves; Psittaciformes; Psittacidae. The record is from RefSeq and is a predicted model, not a curated record. Gene Ontology annotation, biological process: lipid biosynthetic process; fatty acid metabolic process. Bases 1 to 1128 code for a protein of 375 amino acids. Gene Ontology annotation, cellular component: membrane; endoplasmic reticulum. The transcript is spliced from 7 exons. Gene Ontology annotation, molecular function: heme binding; fatty acid 2-hydroxylase activity; iron ion binding.
AUGGCGGCGGCACCGGCACCGUCGCCGCGGUCGUUCAGUGCCGCCGAGGUGCGGGCUCGCUGCGCGCAGGGCGCCUGCCUCGUGUCCUGCCGCCGCCGCCUCUACGACCUGAGCGGGUUCGUGCGGCUGCACCCGGGAGGGGAGCAGCUGCUGCGGCGCCGCGCGGGCACCGACGUGAGCGCAGCCCUGGACGGGCCGCCGCACCGGCACUCGGACAACGCCCGCCGCUGGCUGGAGCAGUACUACGUGGGGGAGAUGGAGCCCGGCGAGGAGCAGAACCCUGCCAAGCCAGUGGAUGAGCAGACAGUGGGUGCUGCAACCCAGACCCCAGCAGGGAUGGAUCCCCGCUGUAAAACAGUGGAUGUGGGGAAGGACCUGGUGGACUGGCAGAAGCCCUUGCUGUGGCAGGUGGGCUACCUGGGGGAGAAGUACGAUGAGUGGGUGCACCAGCCCGUGGAUCGUCCCAUCCGCCUCUUCCACUCGGAUUUCCUCGAGUCCCUCUCCAAGACAGCGUGGUAUGUGGUGUUCAUGGUGUGGACUCCUUUAGUGCUCUAUCUCAGCUGGGUCAGCUACACCUCCCUUGCCCAGGGCAACACAAGGCUCUUCUCCUCUUUCACCACAGAGUACUCCAUCCCCGUCCACAAAUAUUACUUCCCCUUCAUCUUCCUCCUGGGGAUGUUCCUGUGGUCCCUGCUAGAGUACCUCAUCCAUCGCUUUGUCUUCCACAUGAAGCCACCUGCUAGUAACUACUAUCUCAUCACCCUGCAUUUCUUGCUGCAUGGGCAGCAUCACAAGUCUCCCUUUGACAGCUCCCGCCUGGUGUUUCCUCCCGUGCCAGCCUCGCUAGUGAUCGGCUUCUUCUAUGGCGUCCUGCAGCUCCUGCUGCCCGAGGUGCUGGGGCUCUCAGUGUUUGUUGGGGGCCUCUGUGGCUACGUCAUCUACGACAUGAUGCACUAUUACCUCCACUAUGGGUCACCGAAGAAGGGCACCUACCUGUAUGGCCUGAAGGCUUAUCACGUCAAGCACCACUUUGAACACCAAAAAUCAGGCUUUGGCAUCACCACUCGCUUCUGGGAUCACCCCUUUGGGACUCUCAUCCCUGAAGAGACCUUUGAGAAGAAGGACUGACGGCUCUGAUGGUAUGGCACCUGGCUGUUGGCUCUUCCCAUCCCGGGCUGGGGCUGGCGUCCCUCCAAGCCUGGGGAGGGACAGCACAGGAGCCUACCUCCUUCCUGGGGAUUGUGCCACAGCAGUGGCUCCACACUGGAGCAUCCCUGUGGUGCACUGUGGCAUUGCCAAGGGGGAUAGGGUGUGAGGAUGCAGGGAAAGGGGAGGAGGAGGAGGUUGUGGGGCUCCCUGUGGCACUCCUGCCCCUUCCUUGCUGCUCUCCUGCUCCAGGACAUGGAUGCAUGGGCAGAUCUGCUGCCUGAGACAUGAAGUGCCUGAUGCCACCCUCCCUCCUCUGCCCUGAACCUUGCUCAAGCCCUGUGGCCCUCUCUGGGCAUACAACACGCUGCAGUUAACUUCGUCACCUAACUUGUGCCGAGAGGCUUCCAUAUCCUGGAUCCUUCUCCCGGCCCAAUCCCACACAGGGUUUUCUUAGCCUGCAGUCUUUUGCAUGGGGAUCCUUUAUGUCUGUAUUUUGUCUUUUUCUAAACACUGCAAACCUAAAUCUCUCUCCCAGAUUUAUCAAGUUCAUGGGUUUUGUAGACAGUGGCUACGCAAAACUGAAACUCCAAUGAACAGAAUUACUACCUGAUACCUUUUUGCUGAUCCAGUGAUUGGGUUUGUGUUGUUUUUGUUUUUUUUUUCCUGAAUGUUUACUGCAGGUUUUGGAAUAAAGUUCUGUGUGAAACUGUAGACGCUACAAUUGUAAAUAAACUGUAUAUUGUGAAAAAUAAAGCCUUUUAAACAGGG